This is a messenger RNA of Dichotomopilus funicola, 915 nucleotides long. Its product is annotated as WD40-repeat-containing domain protein. Gene Ontology annotation, biological process: positive regulation of TOR signaling; protein import into nucleus; COPII-coated vesicle budding. The record is from RefSeq and is a predicted model, not a curated record. Gene Ontology annotation, molecular function: protein binding; structural molecule activity. NCBI's taxonomy places the organism in Eukaryota, Fungi, Ascomycota, Sordariomycetes, Sordariales, Chaetomiaceae. The transcript has 4 exons. The coding region runs from base 1 to 915 and encodes 304 amino acids. Gene Ontology annotation, cellular component: nuclear pore outer ring; COPII vesicle coat.
AUGGCAGCGGGAACCCAAGUAAUCGCCAACUCUGGCCACGAUGAUAUGAUUCACGAUGCAGUCCUCGACUACUACGGCCGGAGGUUAGCGACCUGCUCGUCGGACCGGACCAUCAAGAUCUUCGAGAUUGAGGGCGAAACGCAACGGCUGAGCGAGACACUGAAGGGGCACGACGGCGCAGUGUGGUGCGUUUCCUGGGCGCACCCCAAGUACGGCAACAUCCUAGCUAGCGCAGGGUACGACGGUAAGGUGCUCAUCUGGCGCGAGCUCAACGGCGCGUGGCAGCGCAUCUUCGACUUCGCGCUGCACAAAGCCAGCGUCAACGUCGUCUCAUGGGCCCCGCACGAAGCCGGCUGCCUCCUAGCCUGCGCCUCCUCCGACGGCAACGUCAGCGUGCUCGAGUUCAAGGACAACAGCUGGGACCACGGCAUCUUCCACGCACACGGGCUCGGCGUCAACUCGGUAUCCUGGGCGCCCGCAACCAGCCCCGGGUCGAUCGUCAGCAGCAAGCCGGGGCCCAAGUCGACGGGCAACCGCCGCUUCGUCACGGGCGGCUCCGACAACGCGCUCAAGAUCUGGGCUUACGACGCCGCGAGCAACACCUACACCCCCGAGCGCGAGCCGCUGACGGGCCACACCGACUGGGUGCGCGACGUGGCGUGGAGCCCGACUGUGUUGCAGAAGAGCUACAUCGCCAGCGCGUCUGAGGACCGUACCGUGCGUAUCUGGACCAGCGACCCGGCUAAUCCGUUGCAGUGGACUGCUAAGGUGCUCACUUUCGAGGCGGCUGUCUGGCGUGUCAGCUGGUCGCUUAGCGGCAACGUACUGGCGGCUAGCGGCGGUGAUAACAAGGUUACACUGUGGAAGGAGAAUCUUAAGGGCGAGUGGGAGUGUGUCAAGACGAUUGAGGAGUAG